This is a messenger RNA of Patiria miniata (bat star), 4302 nucleotides long. RefSeq names its product polymerase delta-interacting protein 3-like. Gene Ontology annotation, cellular component: nucleus. The record is from RefSeq and is a predicted model, not a curated record. Gene Ontology annotation, biological process: mRNA export from nucleus. The transcript is spliced from 8 exons. Gene Ontology annotation, molecular function: mRNA binding. Lineage: Eukaryota; Metazoa; Echinodermata; Asteroidea; Valvatida; Asterinidae. The coding region runs from base 72 to 1520 and encodes 482 amino acids.
CACGCGCUCGUACACGAACUACUCGUUCGAUGUGUGUGUACGUGUGCAAUAAAACCUAACACUACAGUAACAUGGCGGACAAGUCGCUGGAUGAAAUUAUUCAAGAGCGAAAGAUAGGUGGCUCAAGAGGCCGUGGACGUGGUCGAGGAGCAUUUCGUGGAGGCAGAGGUGGCAAUGUCGUUCAGUCUGGGAGGGGGAGAGGCGGCGGUCGCGUCCAAAAGACCGGGGGCGGGAACUUCCAAGUAGCCAUGCCCAACAGGUCACAGGUCAUCCAAUCACUGAUGAGACAGAAUGCAUUCCGGCCCAAUCAGGCCAUCGCCGUGACGGUCCCCGACGCCCGCGAAAAACUGAUCUUCAAGGCGCGACAGACCGACGCCCGGGAGAAACUGAACAAGAAGGCGAAGCUUGUGGAUGUCCGGGUGAAACUAAACGCCAGACGGCAAAAAGGCCAGCAGCAGCAGCAGCAGCAGCAGCAGCAGCAGCAACAGCAGCAGUUAUCAGGGGGUGAUGGACCCAUGAUGCAGGGUGUAGUGCCUGGAUCACAAUUACGGAAUCUUGGGAAGAAACUGAAUGAAAUAACAAUCAACAACCCAUCAGCAACAAAGCAACGCCAGAUGACGGGGCCGACGCAGUUCACAAUCAGUAACACACCGACCAGGACCCCAAAGGGGAAGGGCGGAGCUAAUAACGUCAGGGUGUCGGUGGGGGCGGAGGGAUUGCAGGUCACAACUGUAAACAAGUCUGCACAAAAGAGACAGGCCCGACAAGAGACAUUACAGCUUCAACGUUCCGUGCCGGUGGUUGACAACAGCCUAGAGGAGGAUCUCAUCUUUCAGCCUGUCUCGGCCAAAUUCAAGAAGAUCGCAGCGCAGGCACCGCCACCGCCACAGACUAACAUUAAAACGACCAUCCAGGAUGGUAUGCAUGCCGUUGGGUUCUCUGCUCGAGAUCUGGGCAGCCCCUUCCAACUAGGGAACGCACAGCAGAAAAGUGCAUUACAGCGGGUAGCCGCUCAGCCGCCAUUGUCAGUUGCUGCCUCGACACAGGGUACCAGACUCAUCGUCAGUAACCUCCAUUCAAGCGUCUCCGAGGCAGAUAUUAAGGAGUUGUAUGGCGACGUGGGAGCAUUGAAGAAGGCGCGCUUGGUACGCUCCGGCCUGGCGGAGGUGGUGUACAUCAAACGGGAGCAUGCCUUGGAGGCAAUAGCCAGAUACCACAACCGGGAGUUGGACGGACUCCCGAUGCAGUGCAAGCUGGACACCAGCACCGUGCCAGAGGCUACCGGUAUUCACGUCCCCGCGUCGGGAAAGAUGUCCAUGAAUGAGAGAUUCAAAUUGAUAGGCGCAGGUGCCUCAGGGAUGACCGAUUUCUCUCUCUCAACCGUUGGCAUGCGAUCAGAUGCGAUGGCACCAAGUAGCAACGAUUCCGUCGAAGCUGCAACCGUCCACAAAGCUCUGUUCAAGACCGGAGCUUCGACGACAGCAUCAUCUAGGCCGGUGGUGUUUACUGUUAAGAUCUAGAGGAGAAGCCUGAGGACAGAAGACCGAUUCAUUAAGCCCUAACCCAUGGUAUUUUUAUCAAUCAAAGCUGUGAUUUGUGUCCGACAUGCAUUCACAAACAUCCGAUGUGCGUGUGAUGUGCCAGCUGGAAUAUGCAGUGUGGCCUUAGAGAGGCAUGUGUGUUGUGGGCGGGGCUUAAUGGAUUGGUGCGUGUGAUGUGCCAGCUGGAAUAUGCAGUGUGGCAUUGGAGAGGCAUGUGUGUUGUGGGCGGGGCUUAAUGGAUUGGUGCGUGUGAUGUGCCAGCUGGAAUAUGCAGUGUGGCAUUGGAGAGGCAUGUGUGUUGUGGGCGGGGCUUAAUGGAUUGGUGCAUGUGAUGUGCCAGCUGGAAUAUGCAGUGUGGCAUUGGAGAGGCACGUGUGUUGUGGGCGGGGCUUAAUGAAUCGUUAGAUUGUAGGCAUGUAAACAGGUGUAUGUUCAUAAUUUCUACAAUGAGCAGUGCAUUCAAAUGCUAAAAAUGUUGAAUGACGUCCCAAAAAAUCAUUGCUUGAAUUUCUGUUCGUGUGUCACGUAAUUUUUCUUGUUGAGUUAAUAAUAUAUCAAUGCUGCAUAAUGUACUCUGACAACUAGCCAUAUUUUUUAUCAAAGCCAUUACCAAGGAAACUACCGAUUUUAUCGAUCAAUUUAUGAGAGAAACCUUGCUUAAGUGAAGAUAGGACUGGUAUCAAAUACCCUGUGAAAUUAUUCCACCUGAAUUGGAAUCACUUGGAAGAAAACGAACGUCACAGUUGGUUUCAAAAUAGGGUGCUCUCUUCAGUCAGGCCUUCCCGAUGUGUUUUUUUUUAGCAAGAGAACUUUACGAGACCCAAAAAAUUGUGCAUACAGUUUAUCAAAAUGUACAGUAUCAUCUGAGUUAGCCAGGUUAGUUGUUUUCCCACCUUACUUAACAUUUUGAGCAAUUGUGUUGCUUUAAAAAACAAAACCAAAAAAAAUCACAAACAUCAAUUGGUCCUACAUAUCUUCAGAACCCAUAUCUUAUGCCCAGAACCGUCCUGAAUCCUACAAUAUCCACCAAAUUGUAGGAAACCAUUGGAACAUUCUUUGCAUUUUUAAUUUUCCAAGGGCAUCAAAUAUACAAGCUUGUGAAAUAGUUUGUGACUCACUGUUCCAUCCUCAAUCCAACAAAACCCUCUAAAAAAAUGAAUGUGUCAUAUGUUUCCCUUCCUAGGAAGUUAGUGUUAAGUACAUGUACUUGUGGGGAACAGAGCACACUAAUAUUGUGUGUGUACAUAUGUAAAUAUUUUUGUAUCAUUAUCUUGAAUUUUUUCUCUCUCUGUAUCAAUGUUAAUACUUUGCUGACAUCUUUUGGUAGUGUUUCACGUACUUUAGAAAACAGUAAGAGGCAUACUGGAUGUACAUGUAUAGAUAUCAAUUCCCUAAGCACACACGUAGAUGUUGUAGUAACUGAUUGUUCAACUUGAACUUGUAGUAUAGUUUUAGAUUUUAGAUGAAUUCCUGAGGGAAGUAUGGAUGUUGUGGGGAAGUACCCCCUCAAUGGUGAAAUAGUGUGGGAGAUUGAAGGACACAUGUGCAGCCAUGACCCACACGUUGGUGCAAUCCACUGUGAAGAUGGUAUAGGUUUGUGCACAUUUAAAUGAAGAUUGUUGCUUACUCUGAACCAUCUAUUAUCAUGUCCUUCAGACUACCCUUCUCAUGCAUGGGUGUGUGUGUGGGGGUGGGGAUGGGGUGUGACACGCCCGUUAUUCCUUUUUGUUGGCAAAAUGGUGUGUCCGUCAACAAAUAUGAAGCAACAAAUAGUGCCACCUAUUGUUAAAUAGUGUCCAAAACGUCCACUUUGAAAGCGCCCUCAAACAUCAGAUGGUGUCCAGGUUCAACCCCCCCCCCUUUUGUACAAAAGAAAUACAAAGCAUUAGAAAUAAAAAAUAGUAAUAUUCAUUCACAAAAUGUGUCAGUUCCAAGCAGAACGUGCAGUACUGGGUGGUUUUAAAGUGUUGCAAUCUAGUUUUACAACAAACUUUGGCCAUUUAUUUCUGAUGAAAACGAAAACAUCACUCAGUCUCUUUAGUGAUAAUUACCUAAAAUGGAAAGCUAAGUUCUUUCAAGCGUUUGCUAUACAUAUGCUGCUAAACAAUCUGGGAAAUACUCCUUCAAGAGCCAAUAAUAAUAUGGCCUAGUAAAAAAAAUAAACUGGUUUCUCGUUCCUGUCCGCUUCCUAUUUCCUGCCCACCUCAUUUUAAAAUUGACUUCGUACAUUUGCAAUACAUUUUGCAAAAAUAUUGUCAAUAAGAUAUUGUCUUUUUUUAUUUGUUUCCAAAAAAAUUGUAGCUAUAUAGGAAGGGUUGCUGCUUCUUUGGACACAAUUUUGUAUCGCAAAAAGAGUCGAGAAAAUCUUGGAAAUAUCCGUCAUCUUGGGAAAAAUUAAAAAAAAGUCCCCGCCUCCUUCACUUUUUUCAAAGAGCCUGGACGAGGAACUAUUUUAUUAUUUUACUUGGCCAAAUAAUGAAAAUGUCUUGGAAGAGAUAUGUCGUCACAUGUAAACUCACAAUUAGAGUGAUUUCCUAAUAGAAUUUCAAACCCACUAUAUUUUAAUUUGCUCUUUUUAGCAUAAAACUUUCUGCAUGUAGGAUGGUUCGUGGGUAUGACAUUUUAGACAUACAUGUAAUAUUGUUCUUGUUACCGCUAUUCUAACUAUGUUGUAAAAUUACACCUUAAUAAAUUUACUCAUUUACAAUAACUCAACAAAUAAGUCCAAAUCCCCAUUAAAAAAAUGUGAAUUUUAAUUUUA